UUUGCCAGUGUUACAAGUGUAUUUACUUACUUAUUAAGUAUUUACUUGAUGCCGAGCUUAUUACAUACAGCAUACAAAAAACCACAACAAAGUGCAUUUUUACGUAAAUCGGCGGUCAGAAUUGUAUUGUAAAGCUGCAGCAAAAUGAAGAAACAAUUUGCAAAAAUUAAAAUUGCUGCAGAAAAUUUAUCUAGAUCAACAAAAUCAGACUGCAAAGAUUCUGAACUUGAGACAAUAGAGAAACAAGUGGACAGAUAUCGUGAUACCAUCGAGAAGAUUGUGCGAAAAUUACCAGCUUUAAGUAGCGGAAGCAGCAGUAGCAGUAGUAGCAAUGGCCAAGUUAGCAACGAGGAACAUGACAAGCGGAUUAAGAAGAAUAGUCACUACAAGAUUGCACAAGCGUUGGAUGAAUCCGCCAGGGAAUUGCCCAAGGAUAUGCCACUGCAGAAAGUCCUAUCGAAUUGCGGCGAACUGGAGAAGACUAUUGCCGAAUGCAGCAUCGAGAGCGAACUGGAAACGGAGACCAAAGUUGUGCGGCGUUUAAAAAACAUCUUAGAUAAAGAAAUACAAGAGAUCUCAACAUUAAAGCGUAAUGUGUCCCGCACACUCCAGGAAUACACCUCACUCAAACGCAGUCAUGAGGCUGCCAUUCGGUUGGAGGAACCCGCCGCUAAGGUGAACAACAUAAAGAGCCAACAGGAGGAGUGCGAACUGAAGCUGGAAAAGGAGCGAGAUGCCUGGGCGGCCCAAAUGCUGGAACUGAUUGCCAAAGAGGAUGAGAUUGUCAACUGCAUUCGCGACUAUGUGCUCAACCAAAGAAACUAUCAUGAGCGGGCACUGCAGCAUGUGAAUGCCUCUCUGGCGCGCAUCCAGGAUACCAUUCAGAGCACAGAGAAGUCCCGCUUUGGCACCUCACUCAAGGAACAUCUGUCAUCGAAUCAUCGCGAUAUUUCCUACAUUGUGGAACUUUGUUGCUGUUGUCUGCUGGAGCAUGGACUCGAGGAGGAGGGUUUGCUGCGAGUGGGAUGUGCGAGCACCAAGCUUAGGCGGAUGAAGCAUGCACUGGAGGCGCAGCAUGUGAAGACGCCGCUGCCACUAGAAUAUCAGGAUCCACAUGUCAUUGGCUCCAUAUUAAAAUUAUAUCUCAGGGAAUUGCCGGAACCGUUGCUGACGUACGCGUUAUACAAGGAUUUUAUAAAGAUAGCCGAACGACACACCGAAGCGGAGCGGAAGACCGAGAUUAAAGCAAUACUGGGUAAACUGCCCAAGGAGAAUUACGCCAAUCUUCGCUACCUCACAAAAUUCCUGGCGCUGUUGCAGCAACGAGCUGUGCAUAACAAGAUGAACUCCCAGAACCUAGCCAUUGUCAUGUCGCCCAACAUGCUUUGGCCACGCGUUGAUAAGAGUAGCAAUGCCGCCGCUGAUUAUAUUGGCCAGGUGAACAGCUCAUCGGCAGCCAACAUCAUUGUGGAGCUGUUGAUUAGCCAAUGGGAUUAUUUCUUCGACGGAGAAGUUGAAUUUUAUUUGACCCUGCAACGUCAAAAACUUUUUGUCGAAGGCAAAAGCAAAUCGAAUUCCUCGAAUGAGCAUUUGGACAAACAUGAAAGUGAAGUCAUUGAGAGUCCGCGCUAUGGAACACUGCGUCGCCAGAAGCCUAAUGCACCUUCGCCACCUACCAAGAACGAAGCAACAACCAAUGGAGGUGGUUCAACUAAUCAUUCGCACUCGACUAGGCCUCAUGCUAAGGAGUUAUUCCCUCAGCAGCCGUCGCAGCAGCAAGAUGACAAGCUGGAAAAACAAGAGAAACCCGCCAAGCCACCGCUUCCCAACUUAGCGCAGUUUCAACAGCCUGCUGUACAGUCUGCCGUCAGCCAGCCGACGCACACGCAACUAGAACCGCUGCCGCCGCCUCCGGUGACACCGGCCAAGCCUGUGCCGAUGACGCGGACACAAUUCUUUGGUUUGGACAAUCUGCCGUCUCCCACAGCUGAUCGCAGAAGCAUCGAUAGCAUUGGUAGCUUUAGAUUGAAGCCGGAUUUACCACAGAAGCCGCAGCUACCGAAGCGCCCCACGGCGCUAGGCGUAGGCGGUGGAAAUGGAGUUGGCUAUAAAAGCGAUAGCAAGAGUGACGACGAAAGCAUCACGCCUACACAGGCCCACAUCGAUAAUGGCAAUAGCACUGUACGUUUUACAACUGAGAAGUUCAUCGACCAGCUGCGGCAGGAGAAUUGUUAUACUAAUGGAACGCGAGAAGAACCGACAACUAAUCCUACAGCAACAACUUCAACACCAACAACAAGCACAACAACUGUUACAUCAGCAGCAGCGGGCAAGGAGCAGAAUCAUAACCACAACCAUGAGCAAGAUCCAGCAAAUAAUGCACAGAAAGAACAACAAACGCCAACCACGCCCAUAUCGCCAAACUCAUUUCAAACGCCCAAAAGGCCGACGGUACCAGCGCCUCCGCCGCCAAUGUCUCUACGAAAGCAGGUCGAUUAGAUAGUUUGUGGGAGUAAACACAAGAAGAGAGUCCUUAGGGUUCGCUACGAUGGCGCUUUUUUAGUUAAUCGUAAGACUUGAACGCACAGUAAUUUAGUUAAACAAAGCUUUUUAAUAAGUUGCUGGCGGCAUCGUGGAUGUAUAUAUGUUAUCAUAUAUAUAAUACCACUUUAUGCUUUAAGGAGAGCAAGCAACUUAAUUCUGUAUUCUGCAUUUGUAUUCUUUGCAUUGUGCAUUCGCAAUUUGAACUGUAUGUGUUUUAAGCCAUAUGUUAAAACGAUAUCCAUAUACGAUAUACAUUUAUCUAUAAACCUAUUAUAUACAAACAAUAUAUAUAUAUAUACAUACAUAUGUAGUCUGUAGUAGGCAUCCAUGAUUAACUCAAUUGUCGAAAUUUGAUUAGCUGCCCAGCGAAUGUUUUUUUUUAAAUUACUAUGUUAAUAUCCUUAUUUGAAGGUUGUGAUAGACAGGAAGAGAAAGGUUUGUGUUUCCUUAAUUUUGCGUUGCUCUGUUGCUCCCCAUUUUUCUGAAAGACAAUUUCUAUUGUGAUUCUUUAAUUUAAUUAAUGCGAUUUGAAAAUUGUUAAAAAUUUGUUGCGCUUUGUACUUUGUUUAUUUUGGGCUAUAUAGAAAAAUUACCAUGCAACCACUGUGUAUUCCUUUAUUCGUAUUUUAUUUUGUAUGCGAAAGCGAUGAGAAGAUACGCUUAAGCGUUAUUUUACGUUAUGUACAUAUCUCUUUAAACGAAGUCCUAUCAAUUCUUAUUUUGAUGUAUUCUGUAUUUUUGCUUUAUUAAUUUGUAUUGAAAUUAUUAUGAUUUUUAUCUAUAAUAAAAACAAUGUAUGAAGA
Drosophila nasuta is the source of this 3347-nucleotide messenger RNA. RefSeq names its product Rho GTPase activating protein at 92B (gene RhoGAP92B). Gene Ontology annotation, molecular function: GTPase activator activity; protein binding. The transcript is spliced from 5 exons. Gene Ontology annotation, biological process: positive regulation of GTPase activity; regulation of Rac protein signal transduction; regulation of actin cytoskeleton organization. NCBI's taxonomy places the organism in Eukaryota, Metazoa, Arthropoda, Insecta, Diptera, Drosophilidae. The record is from RefSeq and is a predicted model, not a curated record. The coding region runs from base 145 to 2499 and encodes 784 amino acids. Gene Ontology annotation, cellular component: cytoplasm; intracellular anatomical structure.